AUGAGAGAAUCACCAAACAUUCCCCCAGAUUUCUGUACAAAAUAUCCUACAAGAAGGUGUCCUUAUGGUCUUACAUAUGGAGGCGGGGGAACCAGCGAAGGUGUAUUGGCAACAGAAACAGUUGCUUUGACAUCUAGGACAGGGAAUGCCGUAACCCUAAAAGAUAUUAUCUUUGGGUGUGGGCAUUCCACCAAACAGCCAUCUAGUACUAGAGUGGAAAUGGGGGUGAUCGGGUUUGGACGUAGACCCAUGUCAUUUGUUUCUCAGAUUGCUCCCUAUGUUGGAGGAAAUAAAUUUUCUCAUUGCUUGGUGCCUCUAGCUACUGAUCCCAAAAUCGAAAGUAAGAUCAAUUUCGGAAAUGGGAGUGAAGUUUCAGGUGAAGGGGUUGUCUCAACUCCAUUGGUGCCAGACGAGGGUCACUAUAUUGUGAUGGCAGAAGGAAUGACCAUCGGAAAUGAAUUUGUUCCGUUUUACUCAAACGUGACAUCGCUCAACAAAAUUAAGAUGGUACUCGACUCAGGCUCAACUUUAACAACGUUACCUCAACAUCUUUUUGACAGGGUAAUAACUGAGCUGAAUAAGACACUUGAUCCAAAAAUGCAGUCGUUCUUUGUGACUAAACAACAAACACUUUUAUGCUUCAACUCGACGGAAAUUCCAGAAGAACCAAAAAUGAGUUUUCAUUUCGAGGGUGGUGGCAAAGUGCAGUUACUUACAGAACAAAUGUUUGUAAAAAAUGAUGAAAAAAACAUAUCAUGUUUUGGAAUCAAGCGUCCAGGUGAUAAGGGAGCAGUAGAACCUGAUAUGGGUGUUUUUGGAGCUAUUAUGCAGGGAAAUAUGUUGGUUGGUUUUGACCUGGAUAGAGAAGUGGUAUCCUUCAAGCCAACUGAUUGCUUAACCUACUAG
Fragaria vesca subsp. vesca is the source of this 906-nucleotide messenger RNA. Its product is annotated as aspartic proteinase CDR1-like. Gene Ontology annotation, cellular component: extracellular region. The transcript has a single exon. The record is from RefSeq and is a predicted model, not a curated record. Lineage: Eukaryota; Viridiplantae; Streptophyta; Magnoliopsida; Rosales; Rosaceae. The coding region runs from base 1 to 906 and encodes 301 amino acids.